AUGUACUACAUUUCUUCUUUACUUGUUUUACUUUUCUGUCUGCUGGGGACUUCAGUGGUGGUGGAGGUGAAUGCUGAUGCGAAGGAUGCUUGGAGUCUUUCAAAGGGAUCUCGUGAAGAGCAAAUUGAUUUCUGGGAAGGUGAAAUCCACAAACUUCGUAAUGGUGAACUCGCCAAGGCGAAUCACGCCCUCUAUUCAUCUAAGAUCGCACUAGAAGAUGCGAAACGCAAAGCGGGUUGGAUAUUCACAAAAUCUGAAGAUAAAGCUCGUAUCAAGAUGCUGGACGAACAAUAUGAAAAAAACUUGGCGGAAGUGGCUGUGUUGUAUCGCCAGGAACAAAUGAUGUUGGCUAAAAUAAAACCACUGUAUGGUAUUGUCUCCAGACACUUUGUACAGGAGCAGCGGGAUACCAUAGCUUCUGCAGUGAACCAAGUACAACAGUUAAGUUAUGAUCAGGCAUGGUACAGUUCACUGUUUAAUCUUCGGGAUGCUGAAACCUUUACAGAUAUUAUUGUUGGAUUUCUUCUGGAGUGGUUGAUGGGAUAUAUUUUAAUGUAUCCAUUUGCUGUUUUGUACUAUGCGUUGUGGAAAGCACCAUGGUCUAUUUACGCAUACUCUUCUGGAAUUUCAGAUGUAUUUGUGGGUUUUAUGGCCUGGGCGGUGUCUGUUUCUGUGAUGCUUCUUCCCGUGUUGGCGCUUAUUGGAGGGUUUUGGUAUAUUCAUCGGAAUUACGGUGAUCGUGUAAUGCAAUCAUUAAAUACCGCUAGAGAGCGGGAAAGGCGACGUCGAUAA
Molecule: messenger RNA, 792 nt
Organism: Trypanosoma theileri
Lineage: Eukaryota; Euglenozoa; Kinetoplastea; Trypanosomatida; Trypanosomatidae
Exons: 1
Coding region: 1-792 (263 amino acids)
Source: RefSeq, a predicted model, not a curated record